Molecule: messenger RNA, 1428 nt
Organism: Cimex lectularius (bed bug)
Lineage: Eukaryota; Metazoa; Arthropoda; Insecta; Hemiptera; Cimicidae
Product: innexin inx2
Exons: 1
Coding region: 80-1159 (359 amino acids)
Biological process (GO): phototransduction
Cellular component (GO): plasma membrane; gap junction
Molecular function (GO): gap junction channel activity
Source: RefSeq, a predicted model, not a curated record
GGAAGUGGGAUGUAGUUUGCCGUCAGUGUAGCGUAGUCCUUCUCUUUUGUCGCAUGUGCCUUGUGUUAAACCGUUAAAAAUGUUUGAUGUGUUCGGCUCCCUCAAGGGGCUACUGAGGAUAGACAGUGUAUGUAUCGAUAACAAUAUAUUCCGACUUCAUUACAAAGCGACGGUCAUAAUCCUGGUUGCGUUCUCACUCCUGGUCACGUCGAGGCAGUACAUCGGCGACCCGAUCGAUUGUAUAGUGGACGAAAUCCCCCUAGCCGUUAUGGACACGUACUGCUGGAUCUACUCGACUUUCACGAUCCCGAACAGGCUGGUCGGCAAGGUGGGCAAGGAUAUAGUCCAGCCGGGGGUGGCCAGCCACGUCGAAGGCGAAGACGAAGUCAAAUACCAUAAAUACUACCAGUGGGUGUGCUUCGUCCUGUUUUUCCAAGCGAUGCUCUUCUACGUGCCGAGGUACCUGUGGAAGACGUGGGAGGGCGGGAGGAUCAAGAUGCUCGUCCUGGAUCUCAACUGCCCCGUUUUGAGCGAGGAGUGCAAGAAGGACAGGAAAAAGCUCCUCGUCGAUUACUUCACGACAAACUUACACACGCAGAAUUUCUACGCCAUCAGGUUCUUCAUAUGCGAGGUGCUCAACUUCGUCAACGUCCUCGCUCAGAUCUACUUCAUGGAUUUUUUCCUCGAAGGCGAGUUCACGACCUACGGCUCCGACGUGGUCAGGUUCACCGAAAUGGAGCCGGAGGACCGCGAGGACCCCAUGUCCAGGGUCUUUCCAAAAGUGACCAAGUGCACGUUCCACAAGUACGGUCCGUCGGGUGACGUGCAGAAGUUCGACGGCCUCUGCGUCCUCCCGCUCAACAUCGUCAACGAGAAGAUCUACGUCUUCCUCUGGUUCUGGUUCAUACUCCUCACCCUCCUCUCGGGCCUGUCACUCCUCUACAGGUUGGCCGUCGUCGUCUGGGCACCCGUCCGUCUCACCCUCCUCAGGGCCAGGUCCAGGCUAUCCCAGCAGUCCCAGAUCGAGACGAUCGCAAACAAAUGCCAAAUCGGCGACUGGUUCGUACUCUACCAACUCGCCAAAAACAUCGACCCUUUGAUAUUCAAAGAACUGAUAGCGGAUCUCGCCAAAAGGUUGGAAGGUAAAGAGGUUGUUUAAAUACUAUCAAUUUUAGAACAGAAAAACAAAAAAAACAACCCCCUCGAGUUAAAGGAGAGGCCAACACAAGUGCUUUUUGUAUUUCUCAUUUUCUUCUCAACAAAAACAAAAAAGAAAAAACAUAUCCUCUGAUUUAGAAAAAAAAAAAAAAACGCACUGAAAAUUUGUAAAAAAAAACCCCGCUUGGCCAAAGCUAUAAAAUGUCUUUCAUCAACUAUUUAACAUAAUAAUUAUUAUGAAGUGCCAUAGCUAAGCCCAGCGGGAACGAA